Messenger RNA from Closterium sp. NIES-65, 5697 nucleotides. Lineage: Eukaryota; Viridiplantae; Streptophyta; Zygnematophyceae; Desmidiales; Closteriaceae. The record is from the annotation of a GenBank genome assembly.
AUGUGGAGAAAAUCUCCUACCAACCCCCCAUCAGGCCGUGAUGAUCACCCGUUUCAGUACCCAUCCUCCGAUGCUCCUGCUGGCCCUAGCGCUACAGCUGCAGCUUACAGCGGCGCUGCUCGUCGUUCUCCUUCGCCUGCUGCGUACGGGGAUACGUACCCAAGCACUGCAGCUGCAGCCGCAGCUUACACCGGCGCUGCUCGCCGUUCCCCUUCCCCUGCAGCUUACGCCUGUGCCGCGCGUCGUUCCCCCUCCCCUGCUGCGUACGGAGAUACGUACGCAUACGAGGAUGCUGACGUGGCGGGCGGCGGCGGGCUGCUUCCCUGGAAAGGGGAAGAUUCUCUAAUGAUAGACCGCUUUGAUGUCAGGCAUCUAUUGGACGAUCUUAAAACUAUCAGGCGGAAAAAGGGGGGACGAGGAGGGGGGAGAGGGGGAGGGGACGCAGGGGAAGGUGGGGAGGAGGAGGAGGUGGAGAAGGAGAGAUAUGUAGAGCUGGAUAUGGUUGAGAAAGAGGAGAGGCGGAAGGCAGCAGCGGCAGAGGCGCAGAAAAAAGAGGAAGCGGCUGGGGGGGCGGAGGAUGUGUGGGGGAGGGCAGCUAGGCGCAGAGGAGGAGGAUUCGCCGUGGCAGCGGCAGCAUCAGAGAAUGUUGCUGGGCAUGGGCAGGGUACGAGGCUUGUGCUUUCUGGGAACCACAGCUUGCAUGUGUUCUUCCAGCAGCAGUUCUCUUCCGGCGUAUCUUUGCUCUCCUUGUGUCUCUUCCGCCUCUGCUCCUCCCGCUUCACUUCAAUCCUCCCUUUUGUUUCUCCCUUCUUCUUGCGUUCCCUCUCCUCCCCCCGUCUUCUUUUCUCUCCCUUCACUCGUCCAGCGUCCCAGACGCCCACUCGCCCCGCCUAUGCAGCUGUCGCCUUCAACUACGCCUCCUCUGCAGCCCCUGAUGAGCAGCAAGGAACCCUCCCAUCGUCUCCUCACAAGGCUGCUUCUGCUGGUGAAGGUGGUGAUGCACAAGCAUCAGCAGGAGCAGCUGCAGCAGCAGCAACAACAGGAGAAGCAGCAGGGGAAGGCAAAGGCAGCGGUGUUGUACCGCCCUUUGCAGUGCCCCCAGAGCUUCAGCAAUGCCUGCCCCCAUCAGAGAAAGUAUACACCAUAAUGGUGCGGACUGCUUCAUUCAUACGAAAGGCGGGCGCACAGGCAGAGAUCGUGCUGCGAGUGAAGCACAAGGGCAACCCCCCCUUCGCCUUCCUCUCAUCCAACCCCUCACACCCUCUUCCUUUCCCCCCGUUCUCCAGCCCCCAACAGAAAAGGUGGUUCACUGAGUCAGAACCUGCUGAAGCAGCGGAGGAGAUGGCGGAGGAGGGACGUGGGGAAGGUGGGUCUGAGAUCCCUGCACAGGAUAGUGCCUUCCCAGAACAACAGCCUCUCUCAGAACAGCCUCCCCCAGUUGAGCCUCCAGUGGUUUCAGAUGAGCCCCCCCCUCCUGGGAUGGAGACAGGAGAAGAAGCAGGGAGGGCAGAUCAAGGAGGAGGGGAGGGAGAGGCGGGAGAGGAAGGAGAGGAAGGUGAUGAAGGGGCGGAGGGAGGAGCGAAAGAAGCAGGCGGAGAAGGAGGAGGACGAGUAGCACCAGGGGCGACAGGAGGGGAGGAGGCAGGCGAAGUGCCCGAGUCGGUGCGGGGGGUGGUGGGGAAGAUGGUGGAAUUUAUAGUGCGCAACGGGCACGAGUUUGAGAGCAUUGUGCGGCAGAGGGACGCUGGGGAGGGGCGCUUUCCCUUCCUGCUGCCAGGAGACUGCUUCCACGCCUACUACCAGCGCACACUGAAAGAAGCUCUAGAGAGGGACGCGGGGGAGGGGUGCUUCCCUUUCUUAUUGCCUGGGGACCGCUUUCACGCCUACUACCAACGAACACUGAAGGAAGCUCUGGAGAGGGACGCUGGAGAGGGGCGCUCCCCGUUUCUCUUGCCGGGAGACCCGUUUUCGCAGCUACUACCAGCGAACACUCAAGGAGGCUCUGGAGGUGAGAUUGGGAGAGGGGUGAGUGCAUGCGGGGUUGGGCUGGCCUAUUCUAAUGUUAGCAGCGGGAUGCGGGGGAGGGGCGCUACCCGUUCUUAUUGCCUGGGUAUGGUAUCUCUUCCACGCCUACCACCAGCGCACCCUAAAGGAGGCUCUGGAGGCGAGAGGGAGUGUGGAAUGACAGGGGGGUUUGGGCUGCCUGCGCUAGUGAGUCUAGUUGCUGGAGUGAUGCUGGGUGUGGUGGGGAAGGUGGAGUGGUGUGGCGGGGAAGGUGGAGGGGUGUGGCGGGGAAGGUGGAGUGGUGUGGUGGGGAAGGUGGAGUGGAGUGGCGGGGAAGGUGGAGGGGAGUGGUGGGGAAGGUGGAGUGGAGUGGCGGGGAAGGUGGAGGGGUGUGGUGGGGAAGGUGGAGUGGAGUGGCGGGGAAGGUGGAGGGGUGUGGUGGGGAAGGUGGAGUGGAGUGGUGGGGAAGGUGGAGGGGAGUGGUGGGGAAGGUGGAGGGGAGUGGUGGGGAAGGUGGAGUGGAGGCCACGCCAAUGCCCCUCUGGUGUUGAUGCCACAGCCACCCCCUCGCCCUCGCCCCCCCACUGCGGUCCUACCAGGCGAACUGCCCGUGCCUGCAUGCCUCUCUCUCAGUCCGCCUCCUGCCCCUUGCUUUCCCCUUCCACCACCCCCUCGCCCUCGCCCCGCCACUGCGGUCCUACCAGGCGAACUGCCCGUGCCUGCAUGCCUCUCUCUCGCUCCUCCCCUCCUUCUCCCCUUUCCCCCCAUUCCUGCCCCUCACCUCCUCCACCACAGCGCGCCAAUGCCCCUCUUGUGUUGAUGCCUCAGCCAUCCCCUCGAGCUCGGGCCCCCACUGCCAUGCUGCCAGGAAAACUGCCUGUCCUUCUCCUCUUCCUGCCACAAUCUCAUUCUUGCUCCCCCCUGUCCUCUUCCUUGUCUCCUUUCCUAUCCGCCUCUUAUCCUGUCCCCACAUUCCCUUCCCCCCCACAGCGCGCCAAUGCCUCUCUGGUGCUGAUGCAUCAGCCGGGAGAGGAGGGUGAGGGUGGGGCGAAGGGAGGGAAGGAAGGGGUGGGUGUGGGUGAGGGGCAGGGGAGAGUAGGAGGUGAGAGGGGCGGGAGGGUGAGUGUGGAGAGGGGGAGCGCUGUCUCGCUGCUUGGUGCUGCUUAUGGGGAGGAUGAGGAGGAUGGGGAGAAGGAGGAGGGUAAGGAGGAAGGGAAGGAAGAGCAGGAGAGGGAGGAGGGAGUUGAGGGGAGGAAGGGGAAAGAGGAGGAAGAGGGGGAGGAUGAAGGGAGAGAAGGAGCCAGCAGAGAGGGGAGCGAAAGGCAACAGGGGGAACCAGCGGAGGAAGAUGGAGCAUCUGAGGAAAGGGUUACCGGGGAAAGAGUUAUCGAGGGAGUGGAGGGAAGUAGGUGGUUCACUGAGUCAGAACCUGCUGAAGCAGCGGAGGAGAUGGCGGAGGAGGGACGUGGGGAAGGUGGGUCUGAGAUCCCUGCACAGGAUAGUGCCUUCCCAGAACAACAGCCUCUCUCAGAACAGCCUCCCCCAGUUGAGCCUCCAGUGGUUUCAGAUGAGCCCCCCCCUCCUGGGAUGGAGACAGGAGAAGAAGCAGGGAGGGCAGAUCAAGGAGGAGGGGAGGGAGAGGCAGGAGAGGAAGGAGAGGAAGGUGAUGAAGGGGCGGAGGGAGGAGCGAAAGAAGCAGGCGGAGAAGGAGGAGGACGAGUAGCACCAGGGGCGACUGGAGGGGAGGAGGCAGGCGAAGUGCCCGAGUCGGUGCGGGGGGUGGUGGGGAAGAUGGUGGAAUUUAUAGUGCGCAACGGGCACGAGUUUGAGAGCAUUGUGCGGCAGAGGGACGCUGGGGAGGGGCGCUUUCCCUUCCUGCUGCCAGGAGACCGCUUCCACGCCUACUACCAGCGCACACUGAAAGAAGCUCUAGAGCGCGCCAAUGCUCCUCUGGUGUUGAUGCCACAACCGCCCCCUCGUCCUCGCCCCCCCACUGCUGUCCUUCCCGGGAAGCUGCCCGUGCCUGCUGUCCGCAAACUGAGGGAGGCAGAGGCGGGUGUGGUUCUAAGAGAUGUGACUCUAGCGGGAGGGGAGUCUGGUAGGGGUGGUGAGGCGGAGGGAGGGGAGGAGGAGCGUGAGAGGGAGAGGGGAGAGGAGAAGGGGGAGGGAGCUGAGGGUGGAAAGGGUGGGGAGGGGAGUGAGAGUGAGGGAGAGGAGGGGACCAAGGGUGGGGAGGGGAGUGGGAGCGAGGGAGAGGAAGGGGAGAUACGAGGGCAGGCGGGAGGGAAGAGGGGCAAGAAAAGGGGCGUGCAAGAGUCGGAUGAGGAGGGGGAGAGUGGGGAGAUUGUGAGUGAGGGGGAGGGAGAGGAGGGAGAGAAGGGAGAGAAGGGAGAGAAGGGAAAGAAGGGAGGAGAAGGAGGGGGUGAUAAGGAAGAGGAGGGGAGCAGAGAAGCAGCAAAGGGGGCAGCUGUGGCUGGUGGUAGGCUCAGUACCGCAGCAGUGGCAGCAGCAGUGCGUGCAGCGACGAGCAGAUUCCUCCUUCCCUCCUCUCACACCGCUUCUUCUGCCCUUCCAGCUGCUGCAGCAACAAACGGUGCUGCUGCCACUUCCACUGCUCCCUCUGUUUCACCCGCUGCUGCACCCGCCAAGGCUGCUGCUUUGGUGUUUGGAGAGGAAGAGGGUGGAGCCGGGGGGAAAGGUGCUGCUGGUGGUGCUAGUGCUGGUGCUCGUGCUGCUGCUGGUUCAGGUGCUGGUAACACAGGUGGUAACCGCAUGAGCGCUGCAGCAGUGUUGGAGAUUCUGAGGGGAAGGAGGCCCGGGAGUGGACCAGGCAGGUCAGUCACUGGGCAGGGGUCUGCUCGUCCUGCUGGUCAAUCUGCUGCUGAAUUAUCUGCUGCACCUUCUGCUGCUCCUCACGCUACUGUCACUGGUGUGGCCCCUCCUCCAUCUCUCAUUCCUACUGCUGCUGCUCCUGGUGGUUCCGGUGCUGCUGCUGCUGCUGCUGCUGCUGCUGAUGGUGGUUCUGCUGCUGCUGGUGCUGCUGCGGUGCAAGGAGGGGCUGUUGAGGAACUAACAGCAGAGGAGCAGAGGCGGCUGGAGAGAAGGCGCAAGGCAAAGCUGUUCUCUGCCAUGCUCACCUCUACAGCCGGUGCUGCAGUAGUCUGUACGUCUGCUGCAGGGAGCAGUGCUGCUGCCGCUGGCGUUCCCACAGAAAGGGGCGGGGGCACUGAUGCGGCAGCAGUAGGGGGCAGUGGUGGUGUAACGACGCAAGGGGCUGAGGAUGCUCUGGCGGCAGCGGCGGCAGCUGCAGCAGCAGCAGUGGCCAAGGCACUGCCCCUUCUUGGCUUGUCAGGACAGGUUGAUGCUGGCGUUGGGAAGGGUGGAGGGGGAGGAGGGAGCGCAAGCAAAGGAGCAACGGGAGGAGCAUUUGGAGGGGCAAAGGCAGAGGUUAAUGGAGUGGAAAGUGGAUCGGUUAAGAUGGGGAAGGGGAAAGUUGGAUUGAAGGGAGAGGCAGAAGCAGGUUGUGCAGUGGGGAAAGAGGAGAGCAGGGAGGAGGGGGAGAGGAGCGAUGAAGAGGAGAGAAGGGAGGACGGGGAGGAGGAUGGGACGGAAAGGGGGAGGUCGAGGAAAAAGGAGAUGGGGAGUGGAAAGAGGAGGGUCCUCGUCCCCCUCAUCUCCCUCUCGGUCACUUAG